ACUUUCCAUUUCCUGGACUGCUCUGGACACAGAAGUUGCAGAGACAGCACAGAGCAGUGCCCGGGGCUGGAGGACAGUUCCCAAGCUCUGCCGCUCGCCAGCACCCCAGCUGCCGGCAGCAACAUGGAAAACUGGAGGUCCCUCGUGUCCACGGUCCCGGCUCAGAAGCUGGACGAAUUCAUCCAGCAGCAGCUGAGGCCCUAUGAGAGCUGCGAGAAGCAGAUCGGGGAGACUGUGGGUGCCAUCUGCACCAUCCUGCUGGGAGACAGCGUCCCCCUGGUGCAGGACGUGGCCGUGGGUGGCUGCUACGGCAGGAAGACGAUCUUGAGAGGCGACUCCCACGGCACCCUCGUCCUCUUCCUCCAUGGCUUGAAACAGUUCCGGGAUUGGGCAAAACCCCAACAGGACAUCCUCCACAAGAUCAUGGACCAGCUGGAGGACACCCGGCGCAGGCAGAGGCUGCCACACCAGUGGGAGACCUCCAGGACUUCCAGCGGGGUCUCCAUCACCGUGUCCACGCGAUGGCAGAAGGUCAUCUUCGAGGUGCUGGUCGCCUUCGAUACCUUGGGUGUAAGCGAGAACCCCACCCCCUGGCUCUAUCGGGAACUCAUCAGAUCCAUGGAUGAGACAAAUGCCCCUGCGGGGAAGUUUGCUGUCUGCUUCACCAAACUCCAGAAGAAGUUUUUUGAUAAAUAUCCCCCCAAAGUGAAGGAUUUGAUCCUCUUGAUGAAGCGGUGGUGUCAACAGUGCCACAGGAAGUGGCCGCCCAGUGAGCCACUGCCCACCUAUGCUGUGGAGCUGCUGGCUGUGUACGCCUGGGAGCAGGGCUGCGGGGCUGAGGACUUUGACAUCGCGGAAGGCGUCAGGGCCAUCCUGGGGCUGAUCCUGCAGUGGCAGCAGCUGUGUGUCUACUGGACAGUCAACUACAGCCUGGAGGAUGAGACCGUCAGGAACAGGCUCCUGCACAAGCUCUGUUCCCAGAGACCGGUCAUCCUGGACCCAGUGGAUCUAACCCACAACGUGAGUGGAUGCCUCCCCCAGGCACACCUGCAGGUAGAAGCACGCAGCUGGCUGACUUCACUCAGCUCCACGCCAGCCUGGAAUGUUCUGGCAGCGCCUCUCUUCAUGACCCCAGGCCACUUGCUGGACAAGUUCAUCAAGGACUUUCUCCAGCCCAACAAGGACUUCCUGGAGCAGAUCAGGAAAGCUGUUGACAUCAUCUGCUCGUUCCUCAAAGAAAAUUGUUUUCGACAUUCAAUUACCAAAGUCCAAAGUACCGUCAAGGGAGGGUCCUCUGCCAAAGGCACAGCGCUGAAGACCGGCUCCGACGCCGACAUCGUCGUGUUCCUGAACUCACUGAACAGCUUCCCCUCCCAAAGAACCUAUCGGAGCGAGGUCAUCCAGGAAAUCCGCAAGCAGCUGGAGGCCUGCCAGCAGCAGAGGGAGUUCGAAGUGAAGUUUGAGAUUUCCAAAUGGACGGCUCCCAGGGUGCUGAGCUUCUCGCUGAAAUCCAAAGACCUCAGUGAAAGUGUGGACUUCGACGUGCUGCCUGCCUACAAUGCGCUGGGUCAAGGGAAGUGCACCCUUCGAGCCUAUGCAGAGCUCAUCAAUCUCUACGAAUCUUCAGACAUCGCUGGGGGAGAGUUCUCCACCUGUUUUACAGAGCUCCAGCGUGAUUUCAUUAUUUCUCGGCCCACCAAACUGAAGGACUUGAUUCGCCUGGUAAAACACUGGUAUAAACAGUGUGAAAGGAAAAUGAAGCCAAAGGGAUCGCUGCCCCCAAAAUACGCCCUGGAGCUGCUCACCAUCUAUGCCUGGGAGCAGGGCAGCGGGAUGAAUGAUUUUAACACAGCUGAAGGUUUCCGGACGGUCCUGGAGCUGGUCACAAAAUAUCAGCAGCUCUGCAUCUACUGGACCGUCAAUUACAACUUCGAAGAUGAGACAACAAGGAAGUUCCUGCUGACCCAGAUCCAGAGGACCAGGCCUGUGAUCUUGGAUCCAGCCGAACCCACUGGUGAUGUGGGUGGUGGAGACCGCUGGUGUUGGCAUCUUCUGGCAAAAGAAGCGAAGGAGUGGUUUUCCUCCCUCUGCUUCAGAGAUGGCAGGGGCAGCCCUAUCCAGCCGUGGAAAGUACCCACAAUCCAAGCCCCGGGAAGCUGUGGAGCUAGGAUCCAUCCAGUGGUCAGGGAGAUGCUGUCAGACAGAAGUCAUUUCCUGGGAUGGCAGUGCUAGAAGAAACAUCCGGACCGCGGCUGCCAACUGCUCCCAAAGAAUCCGUUCACAAAGGGGAGCCCGGCUCCAUCCCCCGCUGUUCCCGACUCCCGUUCCCUCGCUUCUCAGACCCUUCUGGAAGCCAAGACUGCAAAGCCCGCUGCGAGCCUCUGUUCUGUGGGAGACGCCCCGCGGAAGCAUCUGCUGUGCUCCAGCUCUGCGUGCACCCAUUUCUGCGCCCCGUUCUCUGUCUCUCCAGACACCCCGCCCUUUCCUUUAAGUCUUACAAAGGAACCCCGCCCCGCUGCCCCAAGGUCCCCAGCAAAGCCCUCACUCGGACGUUGGCGCCCACCACUCUGAACUUGUUCUCAGUAUCUUCCAUCUCCUCAGCCACCUGCGUCUUCUCUUCCCUUGUGUGUGCAAACGCUCCUCCCCCUGCCAAUGAGGAAGUACCCAGCCAGGACCCAGCCUUUAGGCCCCCAAAGGCUUGCGUGCCAAUGGUCGCUUCGCCUAGAUUAGCCUGCUCCCUGCCCCCACCCAGCAGGAUCUUCCUGCCGAACCUAAAGGCUUCUUCCUCGGCGGCCAUCUUCAAAGACACCUGAAGGUCUGCGUGCCUUUACCUCGUAAGCCCCCAGUAGGGCGUCAUUUCCACUGCUUCUAUAAGAGUAAAGAAUAUACCUGGCCUUUCUGCCCGGUUCCUAACACGGAGCCUUAAAACCCACGGCGUUUCCUGGCCAAAGUAUUUCUUAUCUUCAUAAUGAGCCCCUUUUGAUCAUCCCUACAGUGAAACUAACCAGGCAACUGUGUGGGUUCGGGGAGCAUUUCAAGGCAGGGACUUCAGUCCUGCCUGAAAUCUGCAGGGAGGAAAGGGAGGUUAGAUACUGCACUUGAUCUUAGCCAAAAGGCCGAGAAGCGAUAGAGAGGAGGUUAGGGACUGAGGUCAGUCAUGGCCAGUGAUUUAGUCAGUCGUGCUGGGAUGAUGAGGCCUCAAUUCCCCAAGUAAGAAAGAAAAUGAAAGAAAAGAAAGUGAGAGAAAGACUCUGGAUGAUGACUCUGGUUUGGGAACAUCCUGGUUGGUAAACUCUCCAGCAUCUCUUCAGGAAGGUAGCACAUCCCAUCUCCAUGGAGAUAGAAGCUCCUCAGGACUUUACGUAUCUCUUCCCCCAUGUGUUGCUCACUCAUACCCUUUCCAAUAAAAUGGUGAUUGUUAACACA
This is a messenger RNA of Chinchilla lanigera (long-tailed chinchilla), 3426 nucleotides long. It is a transcript of the gene Oas2, whose product is annotated as 2'-5'-oligoadenylate synthetase 2, 69/71kDa. The record is from RefSeq and is a predicted model, not a curated record. Gene Ontology annotation, biological process: negative regulation of viral genome replication; defense response to virus; regulation of ribonuclease activity. The transcript is spliced from 11 exons. The coding region runs from base 124 to 2232 and encodes 702 amino acids. Lineage: Eukaryota; Metazoa; Chordata; Mammalia; Rodentia; Chinchillidae. Gene Ontology annotation, cellular component: cytosol; nucleoplasm; membrane. Gene Ontology annotation, molecular function: 2'-5'-oligoadenylate synthetase activity; double-stranded RNA binding.